Messenger RNA from Medicago truncatula (barrel medic), 2033 nucleotides. RefSeq names its product cytochrome P450 71D10. The transcript has 2 exons. Gene Ontology annotation, molecular function: iron ion binding; oxidoreductase activity, acting on paired donors, with incorporation or reduction of molecular oxygen; heme binding. The record is from RefSeq and is a predicted model, not a curated record. Lineage: Eukaryota; Viridiplantae; Streptophyta; Magnoliopsida; Fabales; Fabaceae. Bases 469 to 1977 code for a protein of 502 amino acids.
GUAGAGCAUCCCAAAACGUAGGCAGCAUCAAAAUUAUAGGACCAAUUUAUUUAAUAAGGAAAAUACUUAACCUGAGGCAACAUGGCAAGUUGAGUGUGGUUGGUGAAAUGGACAAAAAUAAUAUAUCAAUCUCAACUUCUAUCGUAUUCUACUACUAUACUACUAAUCACACACGUGUAUCUUUCUUUUAAUAUUGCAUUAAUUUUUUAUAUUAGUCUUAUAAUUGUACUAAUUAACAUGUCUACUCCUCGUUCUGUUGGUAAGGAUGUUGCAUAAAAUAUGCAAGAUUUAAGGUUCGAAUCCAGGACACAAAAAGAAAUCAACAUGUCUUCAUUUUCUUGAAUAGAUAGAUACCUUCAUCUAGGCAUAUAAGUUGUAUAGAUAGAUACCUUCAUCUAGGCAUAUAAGUUGUAUAGAUAGAUACCUUCAUCUAGGCAUUCUUCUAUAGCUCCUAGUUUAACCACCAUAAUGGAGCUACACAAUAUUUUCUCUAAUAUCACCUUCAUGGCCUCCUUUCUCUUCCUUUUGGUGCUACUAAAAAUAGUUAAAAGAUGGAGUUGUAACAAUCCUACUAUUAACUCACCGCCUGCACCAUGGACUUUGCCCUUUAUAGGAAACAUACAUCAAAUUAUCACUUCCUCACUUCCCCAUCACCGGUUCAAGAUUUUGGCAGAUAAAUAUGGACCCUUAAUGCUGCUAAAACUAGGAGAGGUACCACACCUAAUAGUUAGUUCACCAACAAUGGCCAAAGAGAUUAUGAAAACACAUGACCUUACCUUUUGUGAUAGGCCUAACCUUCUUUUGUCCACAAUAUUUACUUACAAUGCUUCUGAUAUUGUAUUCUCUACAUAUGGAGAACACUGGAAGCAACUGCGAAAGAUAUGCGUUGAACAACUUUUAAGUGUUAAACGUGUCCAAUCGUUUAGAUCGGUAAGAGAAGAAGAAGUGUUAGAUCUUGUUAAAUCAAUAUUUUCAAGUGAAGGAUGUGUUGUUAAUCUCACUCAGAAGAUUUCUUCUUUAACAUAUGGGAUAGUGGCGCGAGCAGCUUUCGGGAAAAGGAACAAACACCAACAAGUGUUCAAAUCAGCAAUAGAGGAAAUAGUGAGUUUGUUGGGAGGAUUUUGUAUUGUUGAUUUGUAUCCUUCUAUCAAAAUACUUAAAAGGGUAAGUCAGGUGAAAACCAAAAUGGAAAAACUUCAUAGGGAAAUUGAUAUGAUAUUGCAAGAUAUCAUAGAUGAUCACAGAAAUGGACAAAACAAAGCACGCAAGGAUGAAGAUCUAGUUGAUGCUCUUAUCAAGAUUCAACAAGAAAGUGAUUACCCACAAAAUUCAUUGACUGAUGACAAUAUAAAAUCAAUCAUCCAGGACAUGUUUGCUGCUGGUAGCGAAACAUCGUCUGGGAUUGUGUUAUGGGGAAUGUCUGAGAUAAUAAAAAACCCAAAGGUGAUGGAAGCAGCACAAGCUGAGGUAAGAAGUGUUUUUGAUAGAAAGGGGUAUGUAGAUGAAACGGAGUUGGAUCAAUUAAUAUACUUAAAUUCUGUCAUCAAAGAAACACUGAGGCUGCAUCCUAUUGUACCAUUGUUGAUUCCUAGACAAAGUAGGGAAAAAUGUCGAAUCAACGGGUAUGAUAUUCCAGCUAAGACAAGGGUUGCUGUUAAUGUUUGGGCAAUUGGAAGAGAUCAAAGGUAUUGGGUUGAAGCUGAGAGUUUCAAACCUGAAAGGUUUUUUAAUAGCCCAAUUGAUUUCAAAGGCAUGAAUUUCGAAUACAUACCAUUUGGUGCUGGAAGGAGGAUUUGUCCGGGCAUUGCAUUUGGCAUACCCAACAUUGAGUUGCCUCUUGCUCAAUUACUUUACCAUUUUGAUUGGAAGCUUCCCAAUGAAAUGAAGAAUGAAGAUCUAGAUAUGACCGAGUCAUUUGGGAUUACAAUAAGAAGAAAAAAUGACCUGUGCUUGAUUCCAGCUACACGUCGCCCUUAAUAUAUGUAUUGGCUAUGCAAAAAAAACUUCACAAUGAGUUUAAUUUCCUUCAACUA